AACUCAGGACCUUGACCCUAAGCGAUAAAGAUAUUAGGUAAAUUUAGCCUAAAUUAAAGGCACCCUUUACUAAGUUUAUUUUAAUGCCUUAUAUUAAGGUUUGGUAUUUUCUUGCCCCUUGAGGGGUAGCAGUCGUGGUCAGAGCUGCAUAUGUCCCCAAUGUUCAUGCAGAGUAACGGUCGACUCUAGGCUACAAUCGGCAGGUAAGUCCUUUGAUCUAUGUAUGAGGUGAGAUUUGGGUGGUAUAAAUCCAUCUGCAACAUCGGCUGGAUAGAAAUAGGAAUGUGGUCAGCUAAAGGAUCCAAUCCUAGUAAUUGACAGAUCAUAUAGCUACAUCACUACUUAUAUAAAAGGCACCGACGGCCCGAAGAACCUCUGUCUUUUCUAUUACUCACGCAUAAUCGAAAUCAUCAAAAUGCAGUUCUCCAUCUUCAGCAUCUUGGCCAUCGCCACCGUUGCCAUCGCGGCUCCCCAGUCCGCUUGUGAGAACGGCGGUCUGUUCUACUCUGACCCAAAGACUCUGGAGCCCUGCAAGUCGGCCUGUGCUGGCGGUACUUGUGCUUUCCAGGGUACCUGCGAGACUGACCCCAACAUCCCUCUUCUCUGCUUGGCCAAGUGCACUUGCUAGACGUCUUGCCCUGCCGAGAACAAGAUGUUGAUAAGGCAGAUGUUUUAUGAAUGAUGGGGAUUAUUUGUCAUAGAAACAAUCAAUAGGCAAAAUGAACCUUGUU
Messenger RNA from Fusarium verticillioides 7600, 731 nucleotides. RefSeq lists its product as hypothetical. The coding region runs from base 416 to 628 and encodes 70 amino acids. NCBI's taxonomy places the organism in Eukaryota, Fungi, Ascomycota, Sordariomycetes, Hypocreales, Nectriaceae. The record is from RefSeq and is a predicted model, not a curated record. The transcript is spliced from 2 exons.